Zerene cesonia (dogface butterfly) is the source of this 2696-nucleotide messenger RNA. RefSeq names its product TBC1 domain family member 15 (gene Tbc1d15-17). Gene Ontology annotation, biological process: activation of GTPase activity. The record is from RefSeq and is a predicted model, not a curated record. Lineage: Eukaryota; Metazoa; Arthropoda; Insecta; Lepidoptera; Pieridae. The coding region runs from base 148 to 2025 and encodes 625 amino acids. The transcript is spliced from 10 exons. Gene Ontology annotation, molecular function: GTPase activator activity.
UCUACAUUCUUGUUGAAAAUUGUGCUUUGUUGUUUACACCACUUUUUGCGCGUUGGUUAUUUUGUUAUGGCGUGAUUAAGUGUUAUAAAAUUUCCCUUUGGUUUUAGUGUGGUUGUUUCAAAUUUUAUGAUCGUUUUUGUUUGAAAAAUGUCUUGUAGUUCUAGUGAAGACAUACCAGAACAGUGUAAAGAGUUGUUCACUCAAGAUGGUGUGCUACUCAAAGCGAGCAUCGGCCGUCCAAUAUCCGACUUGAAUUCCAUUGGAAUGCUGUGUAUAGUGCAGAACGGUGAUGGCACCAAAUGCAUUGAGUGGAGACCCAAUGAUCUCAUCACCAUCGACUCAGAUACACAAGACCAAGAAUGGGCCGUUGUUCACACUAUCGGUCGCCGUCAGCGUACCCUAAGCGGCAAUAUGACAUCGGAUUACGCUGCCGCGCGCGCUCGCAUUGUCCGCAUACCGCUGGACGAGCUCAAAACAUUUAAAGUCACAAGGAACAGCCAGCAGAUGCAAUUCACCACGAAACCGGGCAUCUGGCAGAACACGUUCUACUUCCAACAUGGGAACGCGGAAAUCUUCGUAGCGUACCUGAAGAAUCAUGUGAAAACAGCGAAGACCAGGCACGACAGGAAUACGUAUGUGGUCGUCGAGCCGAACAACGAAUCCCAAGUACUGAACAGGUCGUUUGCGGAACUGGACAUAUUCACGGAGAAUACGACGGACGUUGUAUGGAAUCUGGUGUCGAAUUUUAAGCAGCGGCCCUACGAAACAACUAUGGAGGCUUUUUCGAAGCUUACCGAUAUAGUGUAUUACGGUAACGAGGGUCUGAACGGGAAACGCGAUGUGUCCGAGGAGGUGGCUGAUCUACUGACGCGCAGCAUGAGCGCUCUGGAGGACGCCACCACCGCCUCCAGGGCGGAGGAGUACGAAGUGAUCAGCGUCAAACCCACGUUGCCGCCGAGACCGUGUAUACCCAGAGGUACGCCAUUAUCGACUGAGAAAUGGGAGGGACUGCAAGACACGGAUGGCAGGAUACUAGAGGUGGAUGGUGUUAAACAACUAAUUUUCAGAGGUGGCGUCGCGCAUUCAAUCAGACACUCAGUAUGGAAGUAUCUCCUCGACUACUAUCCGUGGAGCGCGACCAGCAGCGAGCUGCGUGCGCUGCAGAAGAGAAAGACAGAAGAGUACUUCUCCAUGAAGCUCCAGUGGCGGUCCAUCACCGACAAACAAGAGUCGCGCUUCAGCGAAUACAGAGAGAGAAAGAGUUUGGUGGAAAAAGAUGUCAACAGAACGGACCGGACUCACCCGUUCUAUUCCGGAGACAAUAAUCCCAACUUGAUAGUCCUGCAGGAUAUUCUAAUGACAUAUGUGAUGUAUAAUUUCGACCUGGGCUAUGUGCAAGGCAUGAGCGACAUAUUGGCCCCGCUAUUGUUGCUAUUGGGCAAUGAAGUAGACAGCUUUUGGUGCUUCGCUGGCUUUAUGGAGAGGAUCGCAUCGAACUUCGACAUGGACCAAGCCGGUAUGAAGCAGCAACUCCUGAAUCUGCAGCAGCUGCUGACCUUCGCCAGCCCGGAGCUCGCUAAGCAUCUGGCAUCUAAGGACUCCGGGAAUAUGUACUUCUGCUUCCGGUGGCUGCUGGUCUGGUUCAAACGGGAGUUCUCGCAUCGGGAUAUUAUGAGACUAUGGGAAGUGCUAUGGACUGGCUUGCCAUGCGCUAAUUUCCAUUUAUUUAUAUGUGUUGCCAUACUUGACGCUGAAAAAGAUGUUCUUAUUAGUGGGGACUAUGGAUUUACUGAAAUAUUAAAGCAUGUCAACGACCUCUCAAUGUGCCUGGAUGUAGACAAGAUACUAAGCACAGCGGAGGGCAUAUACCACCAAGUGAUAUCCGCACCGCACCUCACCGACCAAGUUAGGGUUAUACUCGGCAUGCCGAUAACGAAAGUAGAGCCCGUUGCCAAGGAAACGGACAAUGGUAAACCGGAUAUGGAGGAAGUUAUGUAUCAGAUAGGCUUAGAUAUGAAUUUUUAAGGUUACACUCGAAUAUAACGGACUUCAGAUUUCAGUUGUGACUCAAACAGUAUGGGCGUUGCUUGCCUAAUGUAAAUAUUAUGUAGUAUUACGGACUGGACAAUAUGUGAUAAUUUUAUAUUUUUAUAUAAACCUGUCAUGGACAUCAACGAAUCGCAUUCCAUACGAAAUGUUACAUAGAUUUAUCAUCAGUAUUGAGUAAUUUAGUAAACCGUCAUUUGAUCAUCAGAAUGAUAGGUUUUUAUAUACUAUAAUUAUUAAAUAUUGAAUUCAGUCUUGCCCACCCAGUAUAGAUUUAUAAAAUGAUAAUCUAAUGAGUUGUUAUUUCUAAUGGUGCAUUCACACAAUCGUGCGAAUAGCGAACGCACAUGUGUAAAUGCACCAUUACAAAUGCUACGCCCAUCAAGUGCCGAUAGAUAUUUAAUAUGAAUGUAGGUGUUAAAAUUGUUAGUGCUGGUUUCGUAGCAUAUGUUAUGUCUGUGAUGAGUUUUAAAAUUAAUUGCGAAAUUUAUCUUAGAAGGCAGGUAGGCCGUUUGCAUGUUAACAAACACUUCACAUUAAUUUAUUUUCUUACAAAUAUUUUUCAUGUCUUAUUUUGUGUUAAAAUAAAUUAUUGUUCUCAUUAUAUAUGUAUUAUAAACAUUUAAAAAAAGCUGAUUUUUUAUUUCACU